Messenger RNA from Eimeria tenella, 246 nucleotides. RefSeq lists its product as uncharacterized. The annotation marks the transcript as partial. The transcript is spliced from 3 exons. The record is from RefSeq and is a predicted model, not a curated record. NCBI's taxonomy places the organism in Eukaryota, Apicomplexa, Conoidasida, Eucoccidiorida, Eimeriidae. Gene Ontology annotation, molecular function: oxidoreductase activity, acting on the aldehyde or oxo group of donors, NAD or NADP as acceptor.
AUCCAAAGGGCAAACGACACUCAGUACGGACUUGGCGCUGGGGUCUUCACUUCUAGCAUUGCUCUCGCAGACUACUUCGUUAGCCGGCUACACGCGGGAACUGUGUGGGUGAACACCUACUUGAGCGGCGACGUGGGCAUUCCCUUCGGCGGCUACAAAGCCAGCGGCUAUGGCAGGGAAGGAGGAGAGGAAGGGCUGUUGCCUUACUUGGAAACGAAGACGGUGGUGACGAACAUAGAGCUUUAA